UGCCAGAUUUCGGACGUACACAAAGAUGGCGCUACGCUUAAAUGGAAGAGACCGAAGGACGACGGUGGAACUCCCAUCGAGUACUACCAGAUCGACAAGCUGGACACGGAGACCGGUUGCUGGGUGCCAUGCGCCAGAUCCGAGGAGCCUAAAUGUGACGUGACCGGCCUGACGCCCGGCAAGGAGUACAAGUUCCGCGUGUCCGCCGUCAACUCGGAGGGAGAGUCCGAGCCGCUCGUCUCGGAGGAAGCCAUUGUCGCCAAGAAUCCAUUCGACGAGCCUGGUGCACCAGGCACGCCAACAGUCACAGACUGGGACAAGGACCACGUGGACCUCAAGUGGACCCCGCCACGCGAAGACGGCGGUGCUCCCAUCGAGGGAUACAUCGUGGAGAAGAAGGACAAGUUCGGCAACUGGGAGAAGGCGCUCGAAGUGCCCGCGGAUAAGACUAACUGCACCGUCCCCGAUCUUGUUGAGGGACAGACUUACGAGUUCAGGGUACGCGCUGUAAACAAGGCAGGACCAGGCGAGCCCAGCGACAGCACUCACCCGAUCGUCGCCAAGCCCAGGAACCUGGCGCCCAAGAUCGACCGCACCAACCUUAUCGACAUCAAGAUCAAGGUCGGACAGAAAUUCGGAUUCGAUGUCAAGGUUACUGGUGAACCAAUGCCGGAAACCAAAUGGUUCCUGGCCAAGAAGGAGGUCAAGUCUGGCGGUGACAUGAAGGUGCAACACUCUGACUACAACACCAAGUUGAACUGCAAGUCGGCCACCAGGGCUGACAGCGGUAGAUAUACCAUCACCGCUGAGAAUAUCAACGGCAAGGACGUCGCUGAGGUUGAGGUCAUCGUGCUCAGCGCGCCAUCGCCGCCUGGCGGACCUCUUAAGGUAUCGGACGUGCACGCAAACGGCGCCACUCUAUCCUGGCGUCCACCCUCAGACGACGGUGGCCAGCCUGUCGAGAAGUACGUGGUGGAGCGCAUGGACGAGGCCACCGGCCGCUGGGUGACAGCUGGGGAGACAGACGGCCCUGUCACCAGCCUCGCUGUCGACGGGUUACAACCCGGACACAAGUACAAGUUCCGCGUCAGUGCUGUUAACAGACAAGGCCGUUCCGACCCGCUCACAACCCACUCGACCGAAGCGAAGAAUCCGUUCGACGUGGCCGGCAAACCAGGCACUCCGAAGAUCAAGGACUUCGACAGGGACUUUGUGGAGUUGGAAUGGACCAGACCUCAGACCGAUGGCGGCGCUCCGAUCACCGGCUAUGUUAUUGAGAAGAAGGAUAGGUUCUCGCCUGAUUGGGAGGAGUGUGCACAGAUCGAAGGUGACGUCACAACCGGCAAAGUGCCAGACCUCAUCGAAGGCAACACAUAUGAGUUCCGUGUACGUGCGGUCAACAAGGCCGGCAAGGGUGAGCCCAGUGACGGAACUGCUCCUCACCUCGCCAGGCCCAAGAACCUGCCGCCCAAGAUCGACAGGAACUUCAUGUUCGACAUCAAGGUCAAGGUCGGACAGAACUUCGACCUCGACGUGCCUGUCGCUGGUGAGCCGACGCCAACCAAAGAAUGGCUGCACGGAGACAACGUCGUCCUCAAUACUGACAGGAUCAAGGUCAUCAACGAUGACCACAGCACCAAGAUCCGUGUUAUCGACGCCAAGCGGGCCGAUACUGGCACCUACACUCUUAAGGCUAAGAACAUUAAUGGAACUGACACGGCGACCGUCAAGAUCUUGGUCAUGGACGCACCUUCACCACCAGAAGGCCCGCUCAAGGCCGACGACAUCACAAAAUCUGGAUGCACACUACGCUGGAGGCCGCCCAAGGAUGACGGUGGUAGCGAAAUCACCCACUACGUCGUCGAGAAGAUGGACCAAGAGAACAUGCGCUGGAUCCCUGCUGGUGAUGUCAACUCAUGCAGCAUUAGGAUUGACCAUCUCAUCGAAGGACAUGACUACAACUUCCGCGUGCGUGCAGUUAACAAGCACGGCGAGUCGCAGCCACUUGUUGGCCAUGAGCCGAUCACUGCCAAAGAUCCCUACGGUACACCCGACAAACCAGGUACCCCCGUCGUCAAGGACUGGGACAAGGACCACAUGGACCUCGAAUGGGUGCCGCCGAAGAAGGAUGGUGGAUCUCCCAUUACCGGAUACAUUAUCGAGGCAAAGAAGAAGUACGGACCUUGGGAAAUGGCAGCCACAGUGCCAGGAAACCAGACAACCGCUACUGUACCUGGCUUACAGGAAGGCGAAGAGUACGAGUUCAGAGUUAUCGCUGUCAACAAGGCCGGUAACGGAGAGCCCAGUGACGCCUCUACUCCUCAAGUCGCCAAGGCCAGGUUCUGCGCGCCGCACUUCGACAAGAUGCUGCUCGCAGACAAAACUGUUAAGGCUGGACAGAGAAUCCAAUAUGAGAUUCCCAUCGAGGCAUCGCCUAAACCAACUGUCGAAUGGCAGAUCAACGGCAAAGUUGUUCAUCCGUCAGACAGGAUUGACAUUCAGAUCUUGCACAAUAGGGUCAUAUUAGACAUUCCAUUCUCUGUCCGCGCUGAUGGAGGAGUUUAUAAAUUGACUCUUAAGAACGACCUGGGAAUAUGCUCAGCUACAGCGCAAGUCACCGUCCUUGACAAACCUUCAAGGCCCGAGAAGCCUUUGGUGGUGUCGGAUGUUACAAAGGAAUCAUGCUCGCUGUCAUGGAAGGUACCACUC
Manduca sexta (tobacco hornworm) is the source of this 2709-nucleotide messenger RNA. Its product is annotated as twitchin-like. The record is from RefSeq and is a predicted model, not a curated record. Gene Ontology annotation, molecular function: protein binding. NCBI's taxonomy places the organism in Eukaryota, Metazoa, Arthropoda, Insecta, Lepidoptera, Sphingidae.